AUGACCGGCCCCCGGCCACCGGCCCCGGGCAGGAGCCGGCCGCACGCCACGGCCGGCCCCGGCAACCCCGGCAACCCCGGCAACCCCGGCAGCCGCACGCCCCUGGCCUGGCUGCUGGCCGGCCUGGCCCUGCUGGCCGCGGCGGCCACCACGCGCGCCGCCCUGCUGCCCACCCCGGCCAGCCUGGAAUACCACCUGCUGCACGCCCUGCCCGAGGCCACCGGCCAGUCUAUCAACUACCGGCAGAACAUCCACUUCUGCGACUUCUUCAACCAGGACACCCUGUCGCCCGGGGCGCCGGACGGCCUGGACGACUUGGUCUUCUACGACUCGCACUACGUCUUCGAGGCGUCCCCCGACGACCGGGCCUCCGGGGAUGCCCCCACCCCGGGCACCCGGCGCCCGGUGCACUUUGCCCACGCCGGCGUUCAGACCUUCCACUGCGCCUCGAAGGUGCCCUUCCCCCUGGCCCCGUUGACCUACCUGGACACGUACUACAGCCCGGCGUUUGGCCACAUCCAGGAGAUCUUCCACUCCGCCGUCCAAGACAUCAUGUACCAGUCCAACGGGCUGUUCGCCUCAGAGUACAGCCUGGGCAGCAUCGUGCCGCCGGUCCUGAUCACCGCCUAUCCCAUGGGCCCGGGCCAGCCCCGCUCCGGCUUGCUGUCCCUCUUGAGGACGCACGCUCUCUUCGGCCGGGUCGUCCACUUGAGCAGCAACGCCGACGCCCAACCGCAUGUUGUGACCUUUCAGCUGGGCAACUUCCUGGAUGUCACCAGCAUGGCAUCCGUGGACCUGGACAAUGACGGCCUGCCAGAGGCCCUGGUCGCCGGCAAGCUGCAGGGCAUGCCGGCGGACGUCUACGUCUUGACCCACCUGAGCCGCUUCCUGGACCCGACCCUGUCCGGUGGGGCGCGCUACCUGCCGCGGGGCCUUCUCCAGCUGCCGGCCGGCUUCAUCCCGGGCAACAUCAUCCUCGGCGACUUCGAUGGGGAUGGCCAUGCCUCGGACAUUGCCCUCGUCUCGGACCACGGGUCCACCACCAGCCCGAUGGCCCGAGAUCAAAUCGUCCCCCAGGAGGUCCCCGCCUCGGGAGAGCCGCGCUGA
Molecule: messenger RNA, 1107 nt
Organism: Fonticula alba
Lineage: Eukaryota; Rotosphaerida; Fonticulaceae
Exons: 2
Coding region: 1-1107 (368 amino acids)
Source: RefSeq, a predicted model, not a curated record